CACACACACACACACACACACACUCUAUGGACUGUAUCAGCCCUCAUCUGAACGUGGGUUCCGAUCAACUGCAUCGAGGAUACAGUUUGGAAUUACAAAUGAAGUCUACGGAAGUGGAUCCGGGGUUAUUCACUGACAGCUACUGCAAAGUGUGCAGCGCUCAGCUUAUCUCUGAGUCACAGAGAGUCGCCCACUAUGAGAGUCGAAAGCAUGCAAACAAAGUUCGCCUGUAUUACAUGUUACACCCAGUGGAUGGUGGCUGUCCUGCAAAGAAACUUCGGACAGACAAUGGCAGUGCGGAGGGAGACGUGGACAAGAACAAAUGCUGCACGCUGUGCAAUAUGUCGUUCACUUCAGCGGUAGUGGCCCAGUCACACUACCAGGGCAAGAUCCAUGCCAAGAGACUACGGCUACUGCUGGGGGAACCACCUGCCAUCACAUCUAAAGAGGUGACAGCAAGUUCAGAGCAUACGUUGACGGAAGAUUCCCCGGGAAGUCCUUCCAUACAUGGCAGGCUCUCACACCGUUACUGCCAGAUGUGCAAGGCCUGGUUCAACAACCCUGGCAUGGCUAGACAGCACUAUGAAGGCAAGAAGCACAAAAAAAAUGCAGCCCAAGCUAACCUCCUCGCACAGCUGGGUAAAAGUCUGGAGGACGGAGAUGAACUAAACGGCCCGAAGCGGAGUCACACAUGUGAGGUUUGCAGUGUUACGCUCAACUCCGUGGCACAAUAUCAUGCACAUCUGCAGGGCUCCAAACACCAGAACAACAUGAAGAACAAAUGAAGUUUGAUGGAGCAUCUCUACUCAUGAAACUGAGGAUCUUUCUGUGGAAGUCAAGGCAGCUUCUGCCCCUCCGUCUCAGACAAAUGACAGCAAGAUCUGCUCAUUUCUCUUGAUCCAUUGCGUUUAUGACAGUGGUAUGGACACUACCAGUGCAGAUAGAGACAUAUUGAUAAUGGAUUACUAUAAACCACAGUGCAUUUUACUAAAUUACAAAAAAAAAAAAAAAAAAAAAAAAA
Molecule: messenger RNA, 1021 nt
Organism: Pimephales promelas (fathead minnow)
Lineage: Eukaryota; Metazoa; Chordata; Actinopteri; Cypriniformes; Leuciscidae
Gene: zmat4b
Product: zinc finger, matrin-type 4b
Cellular component (GO): nucleus
Molecular function (GO): zinc ion binding; nucleic acid binding
Source: RefSeq, a predicted model, not a curated record